CAGGAGGAACUCUACGGACCAAGAGCAAAUGUGUCUUCUGAAAAACCUGACUGCUGAUUUGAUCCAAACCUAUACGCUUUCAGAUUUGAUUGUGGAGACACAUUGCUUUUCAUCCAUUCAAAGUGUGCAGCUUUAAACUUUUAAAAGUUUUUUGACAUUACUUUGGGCUGCUGCUACAGAAAAGGACAUUUGUUGUACAUUUCCUUUACAAAGGUUGUCCUCAAAUAUUCGACUGAUUAAUGGAUAGGACACUGGCAACAUCUCUCACCCUUUUCUUCAUCCUUUGUGUGACUACUAAAAAAGCUGGAGCGUCCUCGCGUCUGAAAGCAGGUCGUUGCUCCUACACCUUCAUUGUUCCACAGCAAAAAAUCACAGGAGCUCUGUGUUUGAACACCCCCUCUUCAAUGCCCAACCAAUCAGAGGUAGUCGCUCUGCAGUUGGAGCUCAAACGACAGCAGGAACAACUGGAGAAGCUCCAGAGUCAAAUGGAGCAUGAAGGGUCUCUUGCCGCAGAGGUGAGAGCCUUGCGCAAAGAGAGCAGCAGCAUGAAUUCCCGUAUUGCCCAACUUUACGCCCAGCUGCUGAGUGAAGUCAUCCAUAAGAAGGACCAGGCUUUGGAGCACCAAAGGUUGGAGAGCCUUCUCCUGAAUGCGACAACACAUGCUUUGCAGGUGUCCAGUAGCUACAGGGAACUGGAGAGGAAAUAUGGAGCACUCACCUCCAUGAUGAGCUCCCAGAACCAGUUUAUCACCAAACUGGAGAAACAGUGCCAGUGCAGGGAUUCCAGCCAGCCCUUGGUGGUGUUGACUGAACCCCCAAAAAAUCGUAGCAAUGAGCACCACAACUACAGCGGUAAGGCCACCAUCCUGACAAAUGACGUUCAGAGGGACCAGAGUGUUCCUUUAAACCAACCACAAGCAGAAACAGUCGGAGAUCAGCCCUUCUCUACUACCAGCCCUCCUACUGAACUGCCUUUUGUUGGCUUCCCUGUCACUAAAUCCCCAGGGCCAUGGCGGGACUGCCAGCAUGUUCUGGAUUCAGGCGAGACCACCAGUGGGAUUUACCUGAUUCAUCUUCAGAGUGCCAACCGACUCUUUCAGGCCUGGUGUGAGCAGAGUCAGGCUCAGGGUGGGUGGACUGUCAUCCAGAGGAGACAGGAUGGGUCAGUCAACUUCUUCAGGACUUGGGAGCAGUAUAAGCAAGGCUUUGGAAACCUAAAUGGUGAGUACUGGCUUGGCCUGGAACACCUCUACUGGCUGACCCAGCAGGCCAAGUACAAACUCCGGGUGGUCUUAGAAGAUUGGCAGGACCGGCAGGUGUUUGCUGAAUAUGACAGCUUCCACCUGGAACCGGAGAACGACUGGUACCGCCUGCGCUUGGGACAAUACCACGGCAAUGCAGGAGACUCCCUGUCAUGGCACAACAACAAGGCCUUCACCACUCUGGACCGCGACAAGGACAGCUAUCCAGGUAACUGCGCUCAUUACCAGAAAGGAGGCUGGUGGUAUCACAUGUGCGCACACUCCAAUCUGAACGGCGUGUGGUAUCGGGGUGGACACUAUCGAAGCCGCUACCAAGAUGGGGUCUACUGGGCUGAGUUCCAUGGAGGGUCCUACUCCCUCAAGAAAGUUUCCAUGAUGAUCAAACCCACAUAGCUGCAUUACUGCAGGAACUCUCCAGGAUAACACUGACAAGGAUAAAGAAGAUGCAGAGAAAGUUAAACAUUAUGAAUAAAAUGUAUAGUUAUAGAAAUGUUUUAACACAGAUGCCUUAAUUGAUAUAAAUCAUUGAGUUACAAAUGAUGACUAAGUCAUGAGUGUGACUCAGAUAUUUCCUUCUCUCUCUGCUCAGAUAUAGCUGACUCAAGUUUUUGAAAGAGGCUGCACUCAAAGCAAAAACACUUUUCCUACAUUGCUGCUUGUGGACUUAAACAAUUUUCUCUGACUCCCUGAUCUCUCUGUGGUUGUUUGACAUUUUUGGUGUUAUUGCCUCAGCUCUACACGGAGGUUUGGUUGAUCAGAAUGUGUUCAAUGAUGCAGCUACAGAAUGUGGUUAGAAUAUUUUUUGAUAUUUUUACACAUUAGAUCAUUCUUCCUCUGUCUCUUUUUAAAACUGUUGCUUCUCUCUUGGUCAGUCUUAUAAUUGCAUUGUGUGCCCUUCUCUCUAUAGUCCUUCUCUCUACAUGCCCUUCUCUCUGUAGUCAUCUCUGGUUUUAUUGUUACAUGGAGACAGUUUGUUGAUUUCAUGCCACAUCACCAGAUUUCUUAUUUCUGUUGGCUACUAUUAAUGGUCAGUGAUUCACUCCAGUUUUAUCAAAAGGAUUCUGUAUGAUGUUAUCUAGUAUGUAUCAACACAGUCAUUGGAUUAGCAUUUAAUAAACAGUUUGGACCUUCAGAUAUCAUGGAAAUCUUAAAGCAAAGAAAGUUUUACAUCUUGGCAAUAGCAUUAGUCUCUUAAAGUAAGCUAUAAAGCUUUGACUGGCCAGCGUGUUCAAUCAUUUUCAAGAGAAGGCACUAUUGAUCAAAACCUACUGUAUAUUGCACUUGUUUCUUAAAAAUAAACACAAUAAAAAAUGCUUUGA
Messenger RNA from Xiphophorus maculatus (southern platyfish), 2581 nucleotides. RefSeq names its product angiopoietin like 6 (gene angptl6). The transcript is spliced from 7 exons. The record is from RefSeq and is a predicted model, not a curated record. Lineage: Eukaryota; Metazoa; Chordata; Actinopteri; Cyprinodontiformes; Poeciliidae. Bases 240 to 1655 code for a protein of 471 amino acids.